GGUAGCUUUUAUGUCCCUUCUGAAAACUGUAUGCAACAUGCAUACAAAUGGCAUAAGGACCUGUGUCUGCUGCUCUUGAAUGCAUACAGAGGGCUUCAUCUGUACUACACAGUCAUAAUGAAAGAGAUUCCAGAUUUGCCACAGCUGAAGUUAGCGGAGCUAGCUGUGGAAGAUACGCUAUCCCAACUUUGUACAGAGCUGCAGGUAAGAAGAUUCUCAGAAGCAUUCUUUUAUGCUGAGCACCAAAAGCUAGCUGUGCUGACCUUUCAGGAAAGCCUGAUCCAAAGACACAGCCAGAUUUCUACGGAAGUUCGGAAUUCCGAGUACCUCACCAGCAUGCCCCCUCUGCCGGCUGAAUGCCUAGACAUUGACGGGGAUGGGAACACAGUCCCUGUGAUUUUUGAAGACAGAUAUGUGGACUUCCCUUACAAAAGUCGAAGUGUGGAUGUUUUCCCAGCUCUUGAGGUUCCUGAGAUGAACGGUACACAGAUGGACUUAAUAAGCAACAAGGAGGCUGUUGCAUCAAAUGAUGACAUUGCAUUAGCAAAGGGAGAUUUCAGGAAAGAUACUCUGUUAAUACAUACAGAUAAAAUAAAUGGAAAUGCCUCCUGUAUCUACAGCGAUAUUUCGCUUGAUCCUUAUACAGCUAAAGCUUUGACUCAGCACUCCACAUCUCAGGCUUGUACAGUCAAAAAGGAAGUCCAGAGGAAAACGGAUGUAUCCCAUGAAAAUACAUCAGUUUCAAGUAAGGAAAUUGUUUCUGGCUUGGGACCAGGCCUUUUAAAACACAAAGCCGAAGGCUUCCAAACAUCAGUGGACAUUUCAUUAAAAGACGAUAGACUUGCUAUCGGUGUUACAUGCGUGGAUAUGAAACCUACCAGUAAGGAUUCCCAAAAAAGUGAACCCACAUUAAUCAUUAGUGCUCUGGGUGACAGCGGAACUAGUGGCCUCUUACACAGCACUGAAUUAAGUAAAGCAGCUAAAACUGAUAAUUGUGAAAAUAGUCUCACUUCAGAUGAACUUGCAUUAAAUGAACUAAACAGUCCUGAAAAACCAGUGGAUCAAGACAACAAGGUUCUGUUACCAGUUUUGAAAGCGUUACCAAUCAGUACUUUGGAUUUAUUAACGCAGACAACAAAAGAUGCCCUGGAAGUGAAGUCAUUUGUGAAGGAGCAAGGAGUCGAGGAAUGCGAAGAGUUUACCCUGACGUCAGGGGUCAUAAAGAGAUCUUCAUCAAUAAUAUCCGACUCGGGCAUUGAAAGUGAACCUAGUUCGGUGGCUUGGUCCGAUGCGCGUAGCCGGGCUUUGGAGCUUCCCAGUGACCGUGAGAUGCUGCAACAGCUGGUCUGGAGGCACACCAUACACAGAAACUCCCUAGAGGGUGGGCAAACAGAAAGCAAUACAAGCUUGCCCAGUGGGAUCCAAGCAUCGCUGACAUCAAUUAGCUCAUUGCCAUUUGAGGAAGAAGAGCGGGAAGUAGAACUUACAAAGCUGACCAAGUCCAUUUCUGCACCACAGAUCAGCAGCCCAGAGGAGCCCACAGACACGGUAGGUGUUUCCAAAUGCGAUAAAGCAAUCUUGGAAGUUGCAGAAAGGCCCUUGAAAAGCUACAUGGAAGUGACAUGCAGAAGCAUAGAAAUAGCAGGAAAUUUUUCUGACUACCAGACUGCCAGGGAAAGUGAGCAGUCAGAACCAAACAUCGCCAUAGGAGAGCAUCCUAGCGCUGCUGUCAAACAAGGUAACAGCAGCGCUGAGCUACCAGAAGAAGUGGAAGAUAAGGAAGGUUUGGCAGAAAGAGAUUGCAAUUUGGAAUAUGCAGGACAACCUGUCAAUCUAAAGCAGCACAGAUGGGAUACCUCUGAAUGCCAGGCAGUGCAGAGAAAUGAGGAGCGCAGCUUGGGAACACUGAGUGUCAUCACGUACUCGGAGCAUAGUAGCGUGCAGUGCGGUGCAUGUAGUGAGGAUCUGAAAGAUGCACUUAAACCUGUACCAGAAAGGUUGAAAAUAAGUCAAGACUUUUAUUCCAGUGCUAGCACACCAGACGUCGAGGAUUUCUCACGUGGCCUGAGCCAGGUACCAGAUUUUUGCUACACUGUUCCAGCCUCAUCAGAGACAUCGACUGAAUUUGGUUCAACGAGAGGAGAGUGUGGUAGCCCCAUUGCCAGUGAAACCAUGAUGUCAUGUGAAGAAAUGCAGGGCUUACAAGAAAUUGAACUCGACGACUCAUCUGCACUGGUGGAUUCUGCUCCCGUACCUUAUUGUGCCGAAUAUCCUCAGGAACCAGACAGGGUGGAGCAUCGGCUUGUGGCUAAUGGCAGCACUGGCUUUCACUCUGUUGCCACAGAGGGGUUGGCACUGGAGAGUCGAAAGGCCAUUGAGGUGGUUAACCUGUCUGUUUCUUGCACAGCCACGUGUCUUCCCUUUUCUUCUGUGCUCAAAGAGACUCCUGCCGUGGUUGGCUUCUCUUCAAAGCAGGCUGCUUUCCCUAUCACACGGCAGCCAUUAGGCUCCUUCAGUGUUGUCCCCUGCAGUUCAGAUGAUGUGGAGGAAGAGGCCAAUGAAAGGAUGCUUAGUUUUUAUCAGGCCAAAGAAAAGUUUAAAAAAGAACUGAAGAUUGAAGGAUUUCUGUACAGUGACUUAUCUGUACUAGCUUCUGAUAUCCCAUAUUUUCCACCAGAGGAAGAGGAAGAAAAUUUGGAAGAUGGAAUUCACCUGGUUGUCUGUGUCCAUGGACUGGAUGGGAACAGCGCAGACCUGCGACUGGUAAAGACUUUUAUAGAACUGGGACUCCCUGGUGGAAAGCUGGACUUCCUAAUGUCUGAAAGAAACCAGACUGAUACUUUUGCUGAUUUUGAUUCGAUGACUGACCGAUUACUGGAUGAAAUUAUUCAACAUAUCCAGCUGUACAACCUCUCCAUCUCCCGGAUAAGUUUCAUUGGUCAUUCCCUUGGUAACGUCAUCAUCCGAUCAGUAUUAACUCGGCCAAGGUUUCGCUAUUACCUCAACAAGUUACACACCUUCCUGUCCCUCUCUGGGCCUCACCUAGGGACCCUUUACAACAACAGUACUUUGGUUAGUACAGGCCUGUGGCUCAUGCAGAAGCUGAAAAAAUCAGGGUCACUUUUGCAGCUGACCUUCAGGGACAACGCAGAUCUGCGCAAAUGUUUCCUGUAUCAGCUCAGCCAAAAAACAGGUCUUCAGUACUUUAAAAAUGUUGUGUUGGUGGCCUCUCCCCAGGAUCGAUAUGUGCCAUUCCAUUCAGCAAGGAUAGAAAUGUGCAAAACCGCACUUAAAGACCGGCACACAGGUCCCAUUUACGCAGAGAUGAUAAACAACCUCCUCCGGCCUUUGGUUGAUGCAAAGGACUGCACUUUAAUCAGACACAAUGUGUUCCAUGCGCUCCCUAACACUGCCAACACGCUGAUCGGACGGGCUGCCCACAUAGCCGUGCUGGACUCUGAACUUUUCCUGGAGAAGUUUUUCCUUGUUGCAGGACUCAACUACUUCAAAUAGCUCCCGAAACACUGGGUAACAAAGGAAAAGCAGAGUGUUCAAUGGCAUAGAAGCCCUUAGCCAAAAGAGCGCAGUAUUUGAAAUGAGUAACAUGCACAUGAUGAGGUGGGACCCUAACACUCCUCCCAUUUUCAUUUAUGUUUCAGAGAAUAAAGUGCUGUGGCUUUAAGAUAUUCCAACUUCCAAAUAUUGGUGCUUUUGGAAGACACAAAUAUUCAUGUUCAGUUCCAUGUUCUCUUUUGAUUGUUCACCUAAGACAAAAACCGCUUCUGAAACAGAGAACAAAAAUAAGAAGGCCAACUCUAUAGAUGUGACGGAACCAACAUGAUUCCGACCUCUGUUAAAUAUCAACUGAGGCACACGGGGUUCUUUGAUUUCACGCUCAUGUACUUAAUAAGAAAGCUGUACAUCUGUAGCACUUUUGUUGGGGGUAGUUAAUACAAGAGAAAACAAGCAUAUAUGAACUCAGGUUAAAACUUCCUUUUUGAUGAACUGGACAAUAUGAAAAAUAUGUAUGUGGUCAGAAUCCUUGAUAGCUACAGUGGUUCCAUUUGUCUAAAGAAAAUGCACAGAUGGUUCCAUUAUCCAUACCCAUUUGUAACAUUCAAAGAGUCAAGACAUGGAAGAGGGGAAAAUAAAUAUUUAAAUAAAAGGAAGGAGUCUUUAUAAAGCCUUUAAAAAACUCCAUUUCAUGUGAAAUAAAUGAACUCAAGAUAGAAGCAAUCACAGCAAGAGGAGUAUAUUGGAAUAAUCAUGGGAUACAGUCAUCUGUUAGCAUCUCUCCUGUUUACAUUUAUGGACUAAUAUUGUUUUUGCUUGUCUUUAUAACCAAGGUACAUUUGUUAUUUUUUAAAUCUGUACCUAAAUACAUUGGCCAAAGUUUUAAAAAUAUGUUGGUAUUCUGAGCUGAUAUUCAAAGUCAUGCCAAUUAAUAGUGCCACCAAAGCAAUGAAAGGCAGUAGGUUGUAGCUUUUCAACAGAAGAUUGUGAGAUGCUUCAAAAUACAGGGCUUUUCUAUUAUGCCCUUUCUGACAUAUGUUAGUCCCACCUGGAGCACUGUAUGCAGUCCUGACUACCACAGCACUAAAGCUGGUAGAACAUUUUUAAAGAAAAAUUAUUUAAAAAUAUCCAAGUUGUUUCCCAAGGUUCAAAAUUGACCCACUUUCCACUUUUUCAAUUUUUGUGUCUGUUUUUUAUUGAAAUUUUUA
Molecule: messenger RNA, 4721 nt
Organism: Chelonoidis abingdonii (Abingdon island giant tortoise)
Lineage: Eukaryota; Metazoa; Chordata; Testudines; Testudinidae
Source: RefSeq, a predicted model, not a curated record